Messenger RNA from Helianthus annuus (common sunflower), 2923 nucleotides. RefSeq names its product increased DNA methylation 1. The transcript has 21 exons. The record is from RefSeq and is a predicted model, not a curated record. NCBI's taxonomy places the organism in Eukaryota, Viridiplantae, Streptophyta, Magnoliopsida, Asterales, Asteraceae. Bases 1011 to 2615 code for a protein of 534 amino acids.
ACCCCUUUUUCCGGUUCAAAUUUCGGUUUAAAAUCGAAACCAAAGCAAUGAAUUCGAAUAAUCAUUUGCCUAAGAAUAUGAUAACGGCGAUUCAAACAACAAAGAAUUCAUACUCCAAACUUCUUCUCACUGAUCUGCUUUAUGGUUUUCAUCUUUUCCAGAAUGUUCGUAACAAGGGGACCGAUAACCGAUAUAUCAUUGAUAUAUCGGGAUAUUAACUACAUAGAUUAUAUGUUUGUCUUGGAAGUUUUCUUUUGGGAUUUAUGUUCGUUUUGCGGCAACAGGUUUUCCGUUGUCGCCAACCCUGCUGUAGCUACCAGCUUCUGCCGCCGCUGGUCAACGCUGGCUGACGGUUGACCGCUCAAAGUUGGUUCAGCAGAAAGUCAACGGCAACAAUUUCACGCUGCAGAUUCGGUUGCUUUUACGGAAAGAAAAGAACAGUACAUAUCUCUUAACUUUCUAAAUAGCGAUGGCGGUUACAGAAAAAUUGCAUGAAGAAAGGUCAUUUUCAGAUAACUAUUUAUGGACCAAACGUAGCAGAAAGGUAACAUAUAGACAUGAAGAAUUUGGAACUGAAUCGGCGAAAAAACUUGAGGCGUCUCAUGUUUUCUACUAUUUUUGUAAAAAAGUUCGAUGAUCUUUAUUUUCUGUCAAUCUUUCCGGGAGCCGCUACCCGAUCAAGCUAGCUCCGCGGUGACUUCCCAUGCCGAGUUCUUACCCUGGGCGACAUAUGCCACUCCCAUGACUCGAACCCGGUACCUCUGGGAAGAGGUGGGUGUCGGUGGCCAACUGGGCUACCCCAGUUGGUUAGCAAACACUAUUGUUUGAAACAUCAUAUUAAGCACUUUUCAGCUUGGUGAUCAAAUGUCUGUCGUUUUCAUUUUCUUAUCUCGUGUUCUACAAAACAGUUCACAUAACCUUAUAUGCUAAUGCAAUUUCCUGACAUAAUUAACGUUUUAAAGCUGCAAGCCGUUGGUUGUGUUGCUCGAGGGAAUCAGCUUACAAUGUGAAUGGGACCUUGUGAAAGCGAUAUCAGAGGACGGUUUGCCUGUGAUUGCGUCAAUGAGUUCUUUAGGACUAACAUUCCCUGGAUAUUUAUUAUAUAUAUGGAGUUGGAUUUACAUGAAGAACAUAGUCAACAGAGAGUGUUGACAGAGCCAUCGAGUUCAAAUCCAAAGUCAGCCAAGAGGGCAAAGAAAUGCGCCUCUUCGGAAGUGAAGAUCAAAUCAAAGCCAACUAAAGACAUGAAAAUGCAUCGGUUAAUAUUUGCGGAUGGAGAAAUACUGGAUGGAACUGCUGUUGCUUAUAUAGCUAAUGGAAAGAAAGUGCUAUGCGGUAAAAAGCAAGGCCAUGGUAUACUCUGUGAGUGUUGUAAAUCUAAGAUUAGUGCCUCACAGUUUGAAGCUCAUGCUGGCUGGAGCACGCGCAGAAAACCCUACGAGAAUAUUUUUCUCCCAAAUGGAGUCUCUCUACAUGCAUUUUCACUUCUCUUAAAGCAAAUUCACGAAAAUCUGGCUAUGAAGAAUGGCGUGUGUGGAGAGUGUCAUAAGGGAGGAGACCUAACGCUCUGUGACGGAUGUCCUCGGUCUUUUCAUAAUGAAUGCAUACUCGAUACAUGGCGUCCUCUUGAAAUAUGGUUUUGCAAAUAUUGCAAAGACUCGAUGAAGCGUUCGGAAUCAUAUUUGAAUGAUGUGGCUGGUUUAACGGUUUCUGGACUCAAUCCCAUAGAAGAGGUUGAAAAGCGUUGCAUCCGGAUUAUUGAUAAUCCAAACAAGCAUGAUCUGGUAGCAUGCUCGUUAUGCAGAUCAUACGAGUUCAGCGUUGAUGGCUUUAAUGAUCAAACCGUUAUCGUGUGUGAUCAGUGCGAAUUAGAAUUUCACAUCGGUUGCUUGAGGGAACAUUAUAAAGCCAAUCUGAAGGCUUUGCCACCGGGCAGUUGGUUCUGCUCGGUCGAGUGUGGGAGACUCAGUUACGUUAUUAAGGUUUUGGUUACCCGCGGAGCACAAAAAGUUCCUGAUACUCUUGUGGACACCGUAACUAAUCUUGACGUGAAGUGGGUUGUCGUUCAUGGCAAACAUGCUUCAGAAGAAGACAAGUCGUUGCUUGCUGAAGCUGCUGAUAUUUUUCAUGAUGGUUUCAAUCCGAUCGUCGAUUCGGUAACCGGAAAAGAUUUCAUUGAGUCUAUGACAUAUGGGAAGAGUAUAGAUGCGUCGGAUUUUGCUGGGGUGCAUUGUGCCAUGUUAACAACAGGCUCAAAAGUUGUUACAGCUGGAUUGUUUCGUGUAUUUGGUCACGACAUUGUAGAACUUCCAAUUGUUGCUACCAGUCAAACUUACCAAGGGAAGGGCUACUUCAAGCUUUUCUUCACGUGCUUCGAGAAACUGCUAUCGUUUUUAAUGAUUAAGAAGCUCGUGGUCCCAGCUGCUGAAGACACGAAAGCGAUGUGGACUAACAAAUUUGGUUUCAGAAGAGUGACAGCGUCAGAGCAAAGCGAGUACCGAAAAAAACAAACAUCAAUGGUGGCUUUUACUGGCACCAGUUUACUGGAGAAGGCCGUCCCUGAAGGUCUUGUCACUUUUGAAGACAAUCCUUUUUUCAAUCUAAAUAUGGGGUGAUCUGUUCUUGAGGCAAAACUAGAAAGAAGUUUAGACGGUUUUUGUUUCAUGCAAAUGGGUAGAAACAAAGUGUGUUUCUUAGUUUGGUAUCUUUUUCUGUUUGAAUUCUGGUUUGAUGUAGCUGUUUUUGCAUCAUGCUUUAUUAUCUGUCCGAUGCUUGUCUAUUUGCCUGUUUUGUGGUAUGCUUGUCUAGUUUGUAUCUGUCCGAUACAAACUAAUAUGUAUACUUGAUAUCCGACGAGUAACUACACGACACAUACCUGGCGGGUGUCGUGUCGGAUUAUGGACACAUUCACAAUACUGUUACC